Molecule: messenger RNA, 660 nt
Organism: Panicum virgatum (switchgrass)
Lineage: Eukaryota; Viridiplantae; Streptophyta; Magnoliopsida; Poales; Poaceae
Exons: 1
Coding region: 216-428 (70 amino acids)
Source: RefSeq, a predicted model, not a curated record
UGCCCAGGCAAAGCAAAUCAGCGCCCGGUUUGGUUUGGUUUUGGUUUUGGUUGGGGUGGGAGCAGCGGGUCGCCGUCGGCCUGCUUUUAUACGCCGUCCUUCCCCACUGCGUCUGCCGGGAGAGAGAGAGAGAGAGAGAGAGAGAGAGAGAGAGAGAGAGAGUUUGGGAGGGAGGUCAGGGAGGAGAAAGAAGAGGGUGAGGAGGGUGAUCGGAGAUGUCGGACUGGGGGCCGGUGGUGGUGGCGGUGGUGCUGUUCGUGCUGCUCUCGCCGGGGCUGCUGCUGCAGCUGCCGGCCAAGGGCGGCCGCUUCGUCGAGUUCGGCAACUUCCAGACCAGCGGCGCCUCCAUCUUCGUCCACGCCAUCAUCUUCUUCGCCCUCACCGCCGUCUUCCUCGUCGCCAUCGGGGUCCACAUCACCACCGACUAGCCACCCCGGUGAUCAUGGCGCUACCACUACCUGCCUGCCCAGUGAGGAGCACUUCGUGCGAUACGGCAGCCUGUAUCUGCAUCAGUAUUUGCAGAUUGUAAAUUUGUAAUUGUACCGUACCCCUCUGCUAGCAGUUAAGCGUUUAUCUUAUACAUGCAAGGAUUUGUAAUCUUACCAGGCUGAUUUUAAAAGAAUUGUACACUAGCCUCUGAAUUUCUGUCCGAUUAUUCUA